Messenger RNA from Danio rerio (zebrafish), 6576 nucleotides. Lineage: Eukaryota; Metazoa; Chordata; Actinopteri; Cypriniformes; Danionidae. The record is from RefSeq and is a predicted model, not a curated record.
UUCCUCUGCGACCCUUAAUUAAUAAAGGGACUAAGCUGGAAAAAAAAAAAGUGAAUGAAUGAGUCGGAGAGAUACAGGAAGGACCUAGAGUCAGGCAGCAAGAAACUGAUCAAUGACCUCAGAGAGAAAAGUGCAGACGCCGCAAAAAGUGGAGAGAGAUGUACCAUAACAUCAAAGACAGAAAAGAAGCCCUCAAACAUCCCUCCACACAGCCCACAGUUAUCACUAGAGCAAGCUGAACAUCCACAGUGUCUGGAUGUUCAUUCCUGUUACUGGGUGUUCAUUCCUGUUAUUUUAUAUAUAUAUAUAUAUAUAUUUUUUUUUUUAAUUAGUGACUUUUUUUUGUCAUCAUCAUUUAUCCAAUAGUUGAUUUAAUUACAUGACUUUAAAAUUUUUUAUUUUGCACUUUGGGUCUCCUGUAAAAUUUAAAAAUGUCUUUGCAUUUUUUAAAAAUACACCUUGUGUACAUUUAGUGAAUUUUUUUGUAACAAAUAUAAGUUUUUCAAACAUUUUACCAACUAUUUCUUAAAGAUAAACACUUUUGUGAGUGGAAGACAAAAUAGUUGACAUUUUUUUUAAAACACCCUUUCAAAAAGUAACUUGAUUUUAGUAACAGGACUGAGAAAAAUAGAUCAUUUUCCAAAAUUUGAAACCUUGUAAAAAAUAAAGCAGAGGUGCCUGAGAUUGCCCAAUAGUCAUUCCAAACAGUUAAAUAUGUGUGUUGCUAGAUACAGUGUUGUAAAAAUGUGUGUUGCUAAAUACAGUGUUGAAAAAAUAUGAAAAAAUAAAUGUAAUUUUAAGAAAUUAUAAAAUCAAAUGUUACCCAUUCGGUGGAAUGUCCCAUACAGUGCAUCAGCAAACACUAGAAGGGACAAUAUUAGGCCGGUGGUAAUAAUGUCAUGCUCAUACAAUGUAUAUGCAUAUAGUACAUACUGUACAUUGUGGAUGUGACACUUGUAAUGUGUUUAAUUAGAAAAUAAUAUAUUAAAACCACUUUAUCAUUAAAUAUUUUCCAUUUUUAGUUAGUACAACCCUACAUCAUUCCGUAUCAUCCAAUGUAUUCUAUCUACUGUAUACACCUUAAAUUAAGUUGUUGUUUAACUGCAUGAUAAAUUAUUUAUUUACAAAUAAUGUAAAACAGUCAUGUAAAAUUGAAGGUGGUCAUAAUGUUAUGCUUUAGCUGUGUAUGUACAAUACUGUGUGUGAAUGUGUAACACGUAUAAAGUGCUUAAUCAAAAAGAUAUUAAAACCACUUUAUCAGUAAAUGUUUACCCCUUUUAGUAAAUACAUCCCUAUAUCUUAUCCAAUGUCAUCCAAUGUAUUCUAUCUACUGUGCACACCUUAAUUUAUUUAGUAUUUUAACUGCAUUUAUGAAAUGAUGAAUUAUUUAUUUACAAAUAAUGUAAAACAAAUAGUCUAAAACAAUAUUAACCCAAUUAAUGAAUAUAUAGCCUAGUGAAAUGAAGUGCAAAAGUCGUGGUAAUGCUAAACCCGAGUAAAAGUCUGUUGAGAAAUUGCUACAAUUAAGACUGUGCUGAGCUUGAUUUGCGAGUGGGGGAGGGGAGCCUGAGUUGCAAGUGGGGGAGGGGAGCGGGACAGGAUCAGAAUCGAUCAUUAUCGCGGAAUCAGAAUUAUGGCAGGUGAACGCAUGUCACGGAGGCUGCAAAUGCUCAGAGCCCAUCACGAGACAUGCGCUCGAAGAUACGACAAAGCCAACGAGGAAAAACAGCUGAAAAGAGAUCCAUCAAUAUCACAGGUGAGUCCUAAUUAAUUUCAAUUAACGUUUAACAAGUCUGAGGUGUUUUAUAGUCUGGCCCAGCCUUCCUCGUUGUCAUUUAGCUAACGUUAGCAUUAGCUUAAUUAACAUUAGUUGGUCAUUACACGUGCUUCAAAUAAACUACUGAAAUUUGGUAACAAUUUUGAUGAUUAAUGGAUUAUUAGAGUCGUUUUUGCAGCAUAAAGGUGACUCUGGCUGUGAAAACCCGGCAAAAGUAUUUUUUAUGAUUUUCUAUGAAACUGUAACAUGGAUACAUUUUCUAUUUAUGGAGUGAUAAUCGUGGUGAAAUUAGUAAGUGCAAUGAAACUUCAAAGUUAUCAAGUUGAUGCCUUACUCUGUUUUUAAAUUAAUUUAAGCUAAAUUGUAGGAGCAGUUAGCAAAAAUAUCUUGAAUUAAACAAAUUAAUAUGUCAUUUAAGUCAUUUAUUGUGAUACUAGUAAUAUUUAAUGCAUUUAUGUUGACACUAUUUAAAAACAAUAUUCAUACCACUGUAAUUUAAAAAUAAUGUGUGGUGAUCUUGCUGAAAGGUAAUUGUUUUGUUUUACAGAUAAUGGGGAAAAACCCUUCUGGAAAUAAGCAGAUAUCAAAGAAAGCUCAAGACAGAAAGAGAGUGAAAGAGCAUCACCACCCUGGCCAGGCUGAGAGAGAUGAUGAUGAUAACGAGCAGAUAUCAGAGAAAGCUCAAGACAGAAAGAGAGUGAAAGAGCAUCACCACCCUGGCCAGGCUGAGAGAGAUGAUGAUAACGAGCAGGUGUCAGAGAAAGCUCAAGACCGAAAGAGAGUGAAAGAGCAUCACCACCCUGGCCAGGCUGAGAGAGAUGAUGAUGAUGAUAACGAGCAGAUAUCAGAGAAAGCUCAAGACAGAAAGAGACUGAAAGAGCAUCACCACCCUGGCCAGGCUGAGAGAGAGGAUGAUUAUGAUAACGAGCAGAUAUCAGAGAAAGCUCAAGACAGAAUGAGAUUGAGAGAGCAUCACCACCCUGGCCAGGCUGAGAGAGAGGAUGAUAACGAGCAGGUGUCAGAGAAAGCUCAAGACCGAAAGAGAGUGAAAGAGCAUCACCACCCUGGCCAGGCUGAGAGAGAUGAUCAUGACGAGCAGAUAUCAGAGAAAGCUCAAGACAGAAAGAGACAGAAAGAGCAUCACCACCCUGGCCAGGCUGAGAGAGAUAAUCAUGACGAGCAGAGUCUUGGUGCUACUGAUCAAUCGCAGUCAGGCAGUCAUGGAAGUGAAUAUAUGCCCUCAACUUCCUCCGACAGUGAAGAGUGCAGCAUGGAGGAAAAAUUUUUGAAAGAUGCUCGCUGUAGAAAGAAAGCUGAACUUGAAGGUGAUGCUGUUGACUUGGAACAUGCCAUAAGUGAGGAAGAUGACCAGAAGGAAGACGACAAGUCUAAAAUAACAGUGAAGACAUGCCAGAAAGGAGCGAAAAGAAAAUGGGACAAAAGACAUUACUGCAUUUAUUGUAAAAAACCUCAGAGUAAGAUAGCACGUCACUUAGAGAGAAAGCACAAUAAAGAGGAAGAUGUUGCUAAGGCAGUAUGCUUGCCCAAAAAUUCAAAGAAACGACGAUUGUUGUUGGAUCAGCUUCGAUAUAAAGGGGACUAUACCCACAAUACAACCGUCUUGGAGUCGGGACAAGGGGAGUUAGUGACUUACAGACAACCUACGGAAGAAACCAGUCCACACGAGUACCUGCCCUGCAAUUAUUGUUAUGGAUUUUUUAGAAAGCAUGACCUCUGGAAGCAUGAGGUUUCCUGCAAAAAUCGAAUUGGCCUCCCUCUGGAAGAAUCUGGGAAAAGAAAAAGAGUUCAAGCUGCAGCUUCUUGUCUCCUGCCAGUACAAGAAAAUACAACAAAAAGAUGUCGUAAAAUCAUCAGUAGAAUGUUGCAUGAUGAGGUAUCUCUUCAAGUAAAAUCAGAUGCACUUAUUUGUGAGUAUGGGGACAGAUUGUUGGAGAAGCAUGGUAGUGAUCCAUCUAAAGAUGGUUAUGUAAGUCAGAAAAUGAGAGAGUUGGGGAGAUUUGUGAUUGCUGCAAAGAAACUAAAAGCGAAGGUGAAAAAUCUUGAGGAUAUCCUAAUUCCACCGAUGUUUAAGUUAGCUGUUGAUGCUGCUAAAAAGGCAUCUGGCUUCACUGCAUCUAAAUACCGCUAUGAUCGUCCAUCUCUUGCUCUAAAACUUGGACACUCUUUAAAAACAGUUGGUGAUAUCUUGAUUGGUCGUUACGUAAAAGCAGAAAAUGAGAUAGCUGCAAACAGAGUCAGGAGCUUCCUAGGGUUAGUGAGCUCUGAGUGGAACCACUAUGUCUCACAUCGGGCAAGGACAAACCUAGAAGAAAACAAGUGGAACAAGAAGGAAAUGAUCCCCCUCACUGAAGAUGUAAUAUUGCUUCAAAAAUACUUGAAGUCUGUGGAGCAAACUGCCCGAGAGAAGCUGAAAGACUGCUGUGAUCCCAAAGCAUACGCCAUGCUAAGUGAAAGCAUCCUCUCACAAAUUAUUCUUUUUAACCGGAGACGCCAAGGUGAGGCAGCAAAAAUGCUACUUGAGACAUAUGAAAACAAAAACACAGAGGCCCUAAAUGAUGAUGUCAUGCAGUGCCUCUCAAAAUUGGAACGUGACCUGAGUAAUGACUUUACAAGAAUCGUGAUAAGAGGGAAAAGAGGGCAAAAGGUUCCAGUGCUGCUUACCAAAGAGAUGACAAGAGCACUGGAUUUUCUCAUAGAGCACAGGAUGCAGGAGAAUGGCGUGUUGUACAACAACAAAUAUGUUUUUGCAAGAGCAAAAUCAGAUUCUCAUAUAAGAGGUUCGGACUGUCUCCGAAAAUUUGCCAAUCUUUGUGAUGCAAAACAUCCAGAAACGCUGACCUCAACUCAGCUGAGAAAGCACAUAGCAACACUUUGUCAAAUAAUGAACCUAAAGGAUCAUGAGUUGGAUCAGGUAGCGAAAUUCAUGGGACAUGAUAUUCGCGUUCAUCGUGAAUAUUAUCGCCUAACAGAAAACACUAUUCAGUUAGCAAAAAUGAGCAAACUGCUGAUGGCCAUAGAGUGUGGAACAUCUCUCUAUAAAGGAAAAUCUCUAGAUGAGAUUGACCUUGAAUUAGAGGUUGCUUUGUCCAAUAAACCUAAGCAGGGGUACACUUCAGAGGAGAUGUCUCCUAGACAAGAACAUGAUGAGUUCUCCAGAAGCCUGAAAUGUAGACGUGAGCAUGAGGAGGCGUAUGAUUCCAACCCAGAUGAAAGCCCUGACUCACACACAAAGAAGAAAGAAAAUAAAACAUCCAAGCCUGAAAGAAAUGAGUUCUCCAGAAGCCUGAAAUGUAGACGUGAGCAUGAGGAGGCGUAUGAUUCCAACCCGGAUGAAAGCCCUGACUCGCACACAAAGACCACAGAAAACAGAACGUCUAAAACUGAAAGAAAUGAGUUCUCCAGAAGCCUUAAAUUUAGACAUGAGCAUGAGGAGGCGUAUGAUUCCCACCCGGAUGGUUUGCAGUUUAAUAGACUUUCACUUUUUACACUUUUUAGUGUUUAUAUAUCAUGAGCUGUCUCCUUUAUUUUUUUUUUUUUUUUUUUCCCCCACCCAGAAGGCCCUGACUUGCACACAAAGACCAAAGAAAGCAGAACGUCUAAGACUGAAAGAAAUGGUAAGAUUUGCUACCACUAAUCACACAAGCUCAGUUUUGAAUAACUAAGGUUCCGGUUACAUUUUAGGUGAUCUUUUUAACUCCUUUUAAAGUCCCUAGGAUGCACACUUUAUCCUCAUUCUGGUUGAUCUCGACUCUUUUUAAUGUUUUAUUGACAGCUCACAUUCUUAUGUAGAUCAUUAUCUGAACUCUUCAGCAUUUUGAAUUAUUUUGUCACUCUCCAACUAAUUGAUAAUGCCAUUAAUUGACUACAAAUGUCUUUAUCAGUGAUCUCUCAAUUUUAUGGAUUAGUUUAAGGAUCCCUAUGAUUUUGACAGUGUACUACAUCAAUAUUUGAAUUAUAUGCUCAAAGCAAAAACAUGAACCCUCAUAGAAAUUGAAAUGAUUGUCUGUCAUUUUUACUACAGUCACAAUUUUCUAAAAGCUACGAAAGCUUCUGCUACUGAUGCUAAAUCUCCUACCACUGCCUCCACUGAUAUUACUGCUGCUACUACUACUAUAUUACUUCAUUCUUCAAUUUAGGUGUUGUUCAGUGCACAUGUAAAAUAAUGCUAUACACAAGGACUAUAAUAGAUUUAUACAUAGUGCUUUUAUUGUUGUUACCACUCAAGCAAAGUCAUAAUUGCUUAAUAUACAUGUUUACUAAUGACUGAUGCCAUCAUGUGCUUUUCUUUUUUUUUUGUAGGUUCUUCCAGGCAGAACGUGCAGAAAAGGCCCUGGAGUGAUGCUGAAAAAAAAGCGGUUUGGCGACAGCUUGGGACCUGCAUAACACUAUUGAAAGUUCCUGGGAAAGACAAAUGUUUGAAGUGCCUAGAGAAAGAACCAGUGCUUCAUACCAGGGGCUGGAGAGAUGUCAAAAAUCAUGUUCACAAUACAAUACAAUCAAAAAAGAAGAAACUGAUUGAUUAACUUUGUUCUUAAAAGAAGUUUUUGUGUAAACUAACCUUGAUCUAUCCUCUUUCCCUCUUAAAUUCAUUUUGAUUUUCUGACUAUUCUGCACAACAAACGAAAGGUUUUUUUUUUUUUUUUUUCUUCCUUUAGUUUUGUUACCUUGUCCAGCUGUGUACUUUAGAGCUGACUACACUGUUAGAUGUUGGGCUUGUGAACUCUUUUUGACAGGCAUUGUGUCUUUGUUAAUUUAAAUAAAACUUUUGUUAUAAAUUA